AGUAGGAUUGUUGGUGGUGCUGCCAGAAAGUCCGACGAUGUGGGUAUAAACAUAAAAAAGAUGAAAUUCUGGGCCCAUCUUGCAGUUUGUUUUUGCUUGGGAAAGGGUGUGGGCAGUGCUAGUGUUACCCAUGCUGUGGUGGUCAUUUUCCUGGAAUUCUUUGCCUGGGGCCUGCUCACCACACCUAUGCUGACCGUUCUACAUGAAACCUUCCCAGAACAUACGUUUCUCAUGAAUGGUCUCAUUCAAGGUGUAAAGGGCCUGUUGUCCUUCAUGAGUGCUCCACUCAUUGGCGCCUUGUCUGACGUGUGGGGCCGGAAGCCUUUCCUGCUGGUCACCGUGUUUUUCACCUGUGCCCCGAUUCCACUCAUAAGAAUAAGUCCCUGGUGGUAUUUUGCCAUGAUUUCUGUGUCUGGGGUCUUCUCUGUCACUUUCUCUGUAAUAUUUGCAUAUGUAGCAGAUGUCACUGAAGAACAUGAAAGAAAUACAGCAUAUGGAUUGGUAUCUGCAACGUUUGCUGCUAGCUUGGUCACCAGUCCAGCAAUCGGUGCCUACCUCUCUGAUAAUUAUGGAGACAAUCUAGUGGUGCUGGUGGCCACAGUCAUUGCGCUUGUGGACAUCUGCUUCAUCUUACUGGCUGUGCCAGAAUCUCUGCAGGAGAAGAUGAGACUUACAUCCUGGGGAGCACCAAUCUCAUGGCAGCAAGCUGACCCUUUUGUUUCCCUAAAGAAAGUGGGGAAGGAUUCCACAGUUCUGCGCAUGUGUAUCACAGUAUUCCUGUCCUAUUUACCGGAGGCUGGACAGUAUUCCUGCUUUUUCUUGUACCUUCGACAGGUCGUUAACUUCUCAUCCACAACUAUUGCAGCCUUUAUAGCAGUAGUGGGCAUUCUUUCCAUCUUGGCUCAGACGGCGUUCCUGAGCAUUUUAAUGAAAUCGAUCGGAAAUAAAAACACAGUGAUGCUCGGCCUUGGGUUUCAGAUGCUCCAGCUAACUUGGUAUGGUUUUGGAUCAGAACCGUGGAUGAUGUGGGCGGCAGGAGCUGUGGCAGCCAUGUCCAGCAUCACCUUCCCAGCUGUGAGCGCGCUGGUGUCCCAUUGUGCGGAUCCCGAUGAGCAGGGAGUGGUGCAGGGCAUGAUCACAGGCAUCCGAGGGCUGUGCAAUGGACUGGGGCCGGCUCUCUUUGGUUUCAUCUUCUUUAUGUUCAACGUCAGGCUGAACGAGAUGGCAUCCAUCCAGAAUGACAUGGCCUCCUCCUUAGAAGAUCCCACUGAGCAGCAGAGAGCGCUAAUUCCCGGGCCUCCCUUCGUCUUCGGAGCGUUCUCCGUGCUCCUGGCCUUCCUGGUGGCUCUGUUUAUCCCGGAGCAGCACGCCCCGCCAGUGAACGCCUGCAAUGCCCGCAAAAACAGCGGCAGCGACAGCAGCAUGGGGCAGACCCACAACCCGCUUCCAGGCAGCGACGAUGACAUCGAACCUCUGCUGCAGGACAGCAGUGUGUGACGGAGCCCCCCACCCCCACAUGGGGAAACGCAGAAGCUCUGACCUUCCAAGACCAGUAUAGCUGCACAUCAGUUCACAUUCCUGGCUAGGAACGUUUUUUUAAAUUAUUUUGCAGUUUCAAUGAAUGAUUUUUUUUCAACUAAUUAUUUUUUUUUAAGUAUUACUGUUUAAAUAGGUCGAAGAGAGGCUGGGGAAAUACAGGUUGUGGGGAAAGAUGUCCUCUGACACUAUGAAUGAAACUAUUGCAUUAUACUAAUUCUGUGAAACCCUAUUUAAUCAGAAAUGGUUGCUUGUUUUUAAUGACUUUCUGGAGGGAGGCUGUUACAAUAUACAGGUUCAGUAUGAUAAUGCAAAGAAAUUGUAUGUUACAGAUCAGUCUCAUUUCAUAGGUCUAUUAAUAAGCCUUACAACAUUUAUGCAGUGACCUUUUAUUUUUAUGGACUUGAACACUCUCAUCUUUACGCCUAAUAAGUGCAAAGGCAAUGGUCUUGAUGGUACUGCUCACAUAGUUCUUGAGUUUGUUACUGUAGGAUAUCAUGGGGGAUCUUUUCCUGCUUAAGUGUUUUUCCGCCUCAUGUUAGUGGGGUGAAAGGCAGUAAUAUUCUCCAGCUGGUGGUAUAGAUGUUUACUACAUUCUAUGCAUUGGUCUUAUUCUGUACUUUGUGAGACAUGGGCCCGCACAGCAAUCGCGACAUGAAAUUUUUGUAUAAUUGUAACUUGUAAUAUAUGAUAUAAAUUAUGAUCGACUUCUAUUUAUAUACACAUAUACCGUAAAUAAUGAACAUAUAAAACAAGUAUACAAAACUCUUGGUCAAUAUUAGCUUAUAGUGAAUAUGCUUUUUAUGGAUUUUAUUUAGCCUUUUUUAAUUGUGGACAUUUUAUAAUCUGAAUGAAAUCAAUCUAAAGGCAGUGUUUGACAUGGAAGCACAUUUAAAUGGAGAAAUAAACUUUUUCAUCAAAUGGCAUUAUAUUCUACUGCUGCGUAACUCAUCCCCCCUUAUCACCAGCCACCAUGACUUUGAUUUCUGGCUCACUGGUUCUCUACCUUUUCUACUUUGUUGCUUUUGAUCUUUUCAAAGAAAUGCAUAUCAGUUCCCUAUGCACCUACAGAGAGUAAGCAUCUCUCUGUCUGUUUUGGAAGUGGAGAGUUUACAGUCUGUCCCUUUUUAAAGGCUGUUAUGAAAUAUUUAGAAUAAUUGAUUAGUCAACAAAGCAUUUAUGUAUUGUGUAAGCAGUAGCUUGGUUUUCUGUCAAUUUCUGCCUUCCCCAAAACUUAUCAUUAUUGUAAAAUGUCUGGUCUGCUUUGUUUACCAAAAGUCACUCCUGGGAGUAUGAUUUGUGUAGUACUUUGGCCAUGUGUGAUUUCUCCCUGGAGGCUUGAAUUGAUGGUUACACUCCAAUCCACUGCAAUGUACUGAUCGGAUCUGUUAAUAGCAGCGAAUCUCCCUGAAUUCCCCAGAUGUGUCCCAAAUAGUCAUGAUAUGCCACUGUUACAGAACUGUGUCCAUAAAUGGUGUUCUGGUAGAACAAGCUUACCUGUGUAAUGAAUUGCCUCAUGGCAAUGUAAAGAGAGCUGUGUUUUACGUACCUUAGUAAUGCCUAUUCGAUUGGGAUGUAAGCAGAUCGUUUUGCUGUUUCUCCAGACCCAUGAUUACCAUUUUAUUUCACCAUGUUCAGUCGCUGAAAAUGAGCGUAAUACACAAACUUGCUAUAGACUUGCUGUUUAGAAUGUUUUUAAAAGAGAGAUUAUGCAUUCACCAAAAAAUGAUGUCAAAUGAUAUUCAGCUGGAUUCAGGUCACAGUGGCUAUUUUUGUAUAAUACUUGUAACUACAGUGGAAUAUGUGGGUAUUUUCUUUUUCUGUACAUCUCCUAAGAAGUAUUUAAAAGCAUAAUUUAUUAUACAUUUCCAGAAAGAUAUAUUUUUGGAACAGUUACAUUUAUUAGCCCACAACAAUUCUUCAAAUCUUUUGACACUUUAUAUAAUACUCUUGCAUAUAUGAAGAUUACUUCUCAGCAGUCUUCAGAUAAGCAAGUAAUAUGUCUUUUGUUCAAAGGAACCCUAACCCUCUAGUGUUGCAUUUGAUAAUGUGUUCUGCAUUUGCAGAGUACAUGAUUGAUGGAUUUACUUUUUUGCAUUCUGCAUCUCUUUGAAUUAUAUUCAAAUGUGCCUAAUGUGUGAACAUAUUAUUUUUAAGAGUAAAAUAUUUAUUGGUGUGUACAUGGGGCAGAUGUUACUGCAAAUGAUGUGUACAUGAGCUACAUAUUUGUAAUUGCUAUGUUUUUGUCUAAUAGUACUACAAAUUAGUCGCAAUAAUAAAGUAUGUUUUAAAAUAAUGUAUUUUAACAUUAUUGUCACCAGGUGGCAGUGUAACACUAAAUACCUCUUCCUGUAUAAUCUGCAUUGUAUACCUUUAACGGCAUUGGUUUGUCUCCAAGAUCAUUCUUAUGAGUUUUUAUACAGGUUCUUCCUAAAAUUUGCCAGCUCAGCAGGGUCAAGCCAAAGUGAGGAAUUGGAAAGCCCUCAAACCCAACAAAAAAUAAUGUGGCCAUUUAAAAAUUAAUGUAUCAAUACCACUGCAAACAUUUUUUUAUCUGCUGUGUAUAUCAAAGUAUUGGACCAUGAGGUGCCAGGGUCUUGGUUUCAGUGUGUUUGUUUUUUCUUUUUUCCAGUGUAUUUUUUUUUUUUAUCUCUGCCAGGUUGCAGAAGUGAUUAUGUCAGCCGAAGAAGUUUUGCUUUUCAGCACUUCCACUGAAAUGUGUAGCUAUUUCUGAGGGGAAAAAAUGCCGUCAUUAUUCAUUAUUUCUCAAUUAAUGAACCGCAACACCCCGAAACACUUGUGUUAAUAGAAGUGGGCAAAUGUACUUGUACUGCAGGUUGUCUAUUGCAAAACAGCAGAUACAAACUACGACUUAUCAAAAAAGCAUUUAUUUUGUGACACAUUCUUACUGCAAUUCCUCAUAAAUAAGCAGAUCUGACAUUUUCCCUUAACAUAAACAAUCAAUGUAAUUUAAUAGUAAACUGGCAGCACGUAAUUCUUACUGGCUGAAUUUCUUAUGGUAGGAAAAUGGAAAAAUUUAAGACCCCAAUGGCUAUGAUAGAAUUGCAGACUUGCAUCAUUAUGCAUUAUUAAGAGUUUAAUAAGAAAUAUAUCACAUUUUGAAUGGGGUUUGUGAGAAUAUUCAGAAAUGGUAAUACUUUUUCAUCACAGCUUAAAUGGUUGGCUAUCAUCCGUGCUUUUAUAGUGUCUGUACAUAAUUUGUUACUGUAAGAAGCGGAAACUUGCGAUAACAUUCUUUGUUCUUUAGCAGUCAGCUCAACUCAACAUUAUUUUUCUCCUGCAGGUGGCAGUGUGUAGACAUGCUUUAGAGUUCUGAACUGCUUAUUUAUUGCGAUAUUAUUUGAAGUUCCUAAAAGUUUGUUGCAGGUUAGUUUUUUUUUGUUGCUGUGCUUGGGGUGUGGUGAGAUGGCAACUAUACUUUUCAUCCAUUUUGUGAUACAGUCAGUUACAAAUAGCAUUUCCAUUGCAUGCUGCCUAACGGACCUCAAAAUUUAAUUGUAUUCAGUAACAAGGGUUUUUGAAUAAAAUAUUCCAACAUCGG
This is a messenger RNA of Paramormyrops kingsleyae, 5098 nucleotides long. RefSeq names its product major facilitator superfamily domain containing 14Ba (gene slc71a2a). Gene Ontology annotation, biological process: transmembrane transport. Lineage: Eukaryota; Metazoa; Chordata; Actinopteri; Osteoglossiformes; Mormyridae. The record is from RefSeq and is a predicted model, not a curated record. Gene Ontology annotation, molecular function: transmembrane transporter activity. Gene Ontology annotation, cellular component: membrane.